This is a messenger RNA of Dromiciops gliroides (monito del monte), 8994 nucleotides long. It is a transcript of the gene PCDH11X, whose product is annotated as protocadherin 11 X-linked. The transcript has 10 exons. Gene Ontology annotation, biological process: homophilic cell-cell adhesion. Lineage: Eukaryota; Metazoa; Chordata; Mammalia; Microbiotheria; Microbiotheriidae. Gene Ontology annotation, cellular component: plasma membrane. Gene Ontology annotation, molecular function: calcium ion binding. The record is from RefSeq and is a predicted model, not a curated record. Bases 128 to 4162 code for a protein of 1344 amino acids.
UGCAGGACGGAACGUGGCGGUCGCUGGCCGGCGAUGGUGGAAGCGUCACUUCGGUCCGCAGGAAGACCUUGAGAACCUGGCCUCCCAGAGCUCAAGUCACCAAGGAUAAGAUCAACUGUACAGUGAUAUGGAGAAGCCUAAACAACCGUCCUGCAUCGUUGCCAUAUUCGGCGAGACUCAGAGUCGACUCAAUGUCUCUUUCUUCUCAGCAUUAUUUUUCGUUUUUUUUCUGAGGACCGUAAUAUCCAUCACCGGGAUGGAUUUGCUUUCUGGAACUUGCAUGUUCGCUCUACUGCUGGCUUGUGUCGUAUUUCAGUCUGGUGCACAGGAAAAGAAUUACACCAUACGGGAAGAGCUACCAGAAAACGUCCUGAUAGGUGAUCUGGUGAAAGAUCUCAAUCUGACAUUCACACCAGGGAAAAAGCUCUCAACUCCCUUGCAGUUUAAAUUAGUGUACAAAAGUGGGGAUCAGCCAUUAGUGAGGGUAGAGGAGACAACUGGUGAGAUCUAUACUACUGGUGUACGCAUAGAUCGUGAAAAAUUGUGCUCUGGUAUCUUUAUUGAGACCCGUUGUUUUUAUGAAGUGGAAGUAGCUGUUUUGCCAGAUGAAAUCUUUAAAUUGGUCAAGAUUCGCUUUCUGAUCGAAGAUGUCAAUGAUAAUGCACCACUCUUUCCUGCAACGGUCAUCAACAUAUCGAUUCCUGAGAACACUGCUAUCAAUUCCCGAUAUCCAAUACCUUCGGCUAUCGAUCCUGACGUUGGCAUUAAUGGAAUUCAACAGUACCAUCUGAUUAAGGGUUUAGGCAUAUUUGGGCUUGAUGUCAUAGAAACACCGGAGGGAGAAAAAUGGCCCCAACUGAUUGUCCAAAAGGCGCUGGACCGGGAGGAGAGAGACACAUAUGUGAUGAAAUUGAAAGUCGAAGAUGGUGGGUCGCCUCCCAGGUCCAGCACAGCCAUUUUGCAAGUUUCUGUGAUUGACAUGAAUGACAACCGUCCCAUCUUUCGGGAGACAGAGGUUGAAGUCUCCAUCCCUGAGAAUGCUCCUGUAGGCUCUUCAGUCUAUCAGCUCCGUGCCACCGAUGCUGAUGUGGGUGCAAAUGCACGGAUUCAGUAUUUCUUCAGCAAUCUGAUGAACCAGCUUGCUAGGAAGCUCUUCAGUCUCAACAAUACUACUGGCCUCAUUACCAUCAAGGAGCCCUUGGAUAGGGAGCAGGCACCUCUCCACAAGUUGAUGGUUGUAGCAACUGAUGGUGGUCCAAUGCCAGCUAGGGCCAUGGUGAUAGUGAACGUCACAGAUGUCAAUGACAACCUUCCAAUAAUAGACGUCAGAUACAUCAUCGAUACAACCAAUGGAACUGUGGUUUUGUCAGAAAAUGCUGGGCUCAAUACCAAAAUUGCCCUUGUUACACUAAUAGACAAAGAUGCUGACCGUAAUGGGAGAGUGACCUGUUUCACAGAGAAUGAUGUUCCUUUCAGAUUAAGGCCAGUUUUUGACAAUCAAUUCCUGAUGGAGACUUCCUCUUUCCUAGACUACGAGAAUACAAAAGAAUAUGAAGUAAAACUGUGGGCCUCAGAUGCUGGCAAACCCCCGCUGAAUUACUCUACUUCAGUUAUCAUCAAAGUCAGAGAUGAAAAUGACAAUGCACCCAUCUUCAGCCAGUCCAGCAUAGGGGUUUCUGUCCUAGAGAACAAUGCUCCUGGUGCUCAGCUGACAAAAAUUAGUGCAACCGAUGCAGACACUGGAAAGAAUGGAGAAAUCACCUACCUGAUCGCUGGCGAACCCCCCUCUGCUUUUCGCCUUGAUAAUCGUACAGGCAUUCUGACAGCAGUGGAACAACUCGAUAGAGAAAAGAAAGACAAAUACACCUUCACAGUCACUGCAAGGGACAAUGGGGAACCUCACCUGCAGUCCAAUGCUACAGUGACUGUAACAGUCCUUGAUCAGAAUGACAACAACCCUACUUUCACCCACAGUGAGUACAACUUCUAUGUCCCAGAAAACCUACCCAAGCAUGGCACAGUGGGACUCAUCACUGUAACCGAUCCUGACUCUGGAGAAAAUGGAGCUAUCACUCUCACCGUUCUAAAUAACAAUGGCAGCUUCAUCGUUGAUUCAAAAAAUGGAGUCAUCCGACCCAAUAUGUCUUUUGAUAGAGAGAAACAAGGGUCUUACACUUUCACAGUAAUGGCCACAGAUGGCGGCCGUGUGCCACGAUCUUCAUCGGCCAAGGUCAGCAUAAAUGUUGUUGAUGUUAAUAAUAACAAACCAGUUCUCAUUUCCCCUUCUUCUAACUACACUUUUGAAUUCAUUCCACUGGCUACUGAAAUUGGCACACUUUUGUACGUAGUGAUGGGUAUCGAUGCGAACAGUAGCACGAAUCCCGAAAUCCGUCACCAAAGUGAAGAGAGAAACAAAAAGAAAUCAUUUGAAGCGGAAGGUACAUCAGGGAACAUAACCCUGAAGUCAAGAUUUAUUCCUACAGACCAAAAUUUACACAAGUUAUUGAUCAAAGCUAGGGACUUAGGACAGCCAGACUCUGUGAAUAGCAAAAUACUAUUAAAUCUAUUUGUGAAUGAUAGUACGAACAAUUCUUCUCUCAUUGAUGAACUACUGCGCAAAACUCGAGGAAAACCCGUGACUCAGAAUGUGGAAAAGACUGAUGUUGGGAGCACAUCAAGCAGCGACUACGUCAAGUACAUCAUUGCCAUCAUUUCUGGUUCCAUGACUGCCGUCCUGACCAUUGUGAUUGCUGCUAUUUUACGUUGCCGCCGUUUUCCACGCUUCAGAGCUGCAAGAAAGCAAAAUUCAGAAUGGGUUACUCCAAAUCCAGGCAACAGCGAGACAAUAACCAUUAGCACAAAUGACAACAGUGGCACCAACAAUGUCAUCCUUAACCUUGUCACCUUAGGCGAAUCUAGGACUGACGAUCCAGAUAAUGAAGAAGAGCUCACUACCUCCUUAGAUGUUGUCAUCGAUAUGGAAGAAGAUAGCAUGGAGAGGUACAACUGGGGUACCCGUUCUUCUACUUUUAAGCCCGAUGGUCCUGAUUUGGCCCAACACUACAAAGCUACAUCUCCUCAGCCAGCCUUCCAUAUUGAGCCCGAGACUCCUGUGCAUUCAAAGCACCAUGCCAUCCAGGAACUGCCUGUGGACAACACGUUUGUGAUGGGCUGUGACUCUAUUUCCAAAUGUUCCUCUAGCAGCUCAGAUCCAUACAGCAUUUCUGACUGUAGCUGUCAAGGAACCAUCAAGACUACAGCCACCAUUCACCCCCGACAGGCUGCAGGCGAGCUCGGGAUAACUGACUCUGCUUUAAAAGAUCCAAAUGUGAUCGCUAUCCGGACUUACCCACUGCAUUUGCUACCAGCUACUAGAGCACGCACUCCGCUGAGAGAGCCACCCAUUCAGGAGACAGCUGUGGACAUUUGGACUUCUUCUCAGAGGAAACCAGAGCCCAAAAAACCAGGAAAGGCUCAGCGCCGUGUCACAUUCCACCUUCCAGAAAGCUCCCAGGAGAGCGGCAGCGACAUUGGACCUAUUGAGGUAGAAGCUGGUGCCGCUGUUAUUACCAGGCCUGGCUAUGCCCGUAGAGAGUACUAUGAACACUCAUCUACACAUACACACAGCAACCGUACUGAAGGAGAUGGCAACUCUGACCCUGAAACUGCUUGCAUUAAUGGACUCAGGAGAGCUGCAGAAAUAACUAUCCAGCCAACCCUCGAAGAAGUCUCUGACAACUGUACCCAAGAAUGCCUUACCCUUGGCCAUUCCGACUCCUGCUGGAUGCCGGCUGCAGUGCCCCAGUACCAGCAACCUCCUUCUCCAGAGCCUGCAGUAAUCCGCCACAGUCCUCCUGCUUCAAAUCUGAUCACGACCACAGUGAUGUGCCACAAUCCUCCAGAACCCCAGGCUGCUGCUAUUUGCACCAGUCCCCCCCGGGCACUGAGCCAAGAAAUGGGGCAUGGUGCUAGGUCUGAAGCAAGGGGUGCUCAAGGAAGAGUUGUUGUACAGGAUGACUCUAAUCAGGGACGAAGAUGCAGUCCCAGAGCCCUGUUUUGCACAGCUGAACAUGAUGAUUCAAUCAAAGUCAUUCCUAUGAUGACCUUUACUCCUGGCCAGUCUUCACGGGGCUCUCCCAAUAUUGAAGAGGAUCCCAUGUAGACCCAUCACCUAAGCUAACUUUCAGACUUCAAGAGUGAGUGCAUAUAAUCAAAGCAGCAGAGCGACAUGCAUAUUAAAAACUGUUACACUUGUAUAUAUGUAAAUAGAAACAAAAACUGGACUCAAUUUCAAGAGCUAGAGCUAGAUCCCUAGUUUCACCCUGAAAGAGUUUGACCGAAGUUUGAAUCAAAUAUGGAGAAAUGAAAAUCAAGGAAUAUUUUACAGUAGAAAAGGGGCUCUUGUGACAGAUGAAAUUUGUGUGGUUUCUGCCAUUUCUGAAUGCAUCUGAACAUUUUAUUCAAAUUUCUGCCUUUGUGUGUGAAUUAUACCAACUAAUUCACAUGCUGUUCAAAAUCAACAUAAAUGAUACCACAAAGUGUCUAUUUGCCCUUAAUGCACCACUUGGUGGAUACUCGAAAUUAGAAAUUCACUGCACUGUGCCAAAAGAGGCUACUGGAUUUCCAAGGGGACAUUUUUCUUUUCAGAUUUACCUUCCUAGUUUAAUGUAAGUUAUAUCAAGACUCAUUGCAUCUGUCAUUGUUUAGCCAUUCUUCCAUUACUAAUCAGGUUUUUUGUCUUUCCCAAGUUCAUAUUAGUUAAUGUCCCUGGAAAUUGAACAUAAGAGGACUUAAAACACAAAGAAGUUGAAUAGAUUUGGUGGCUGAUUCAGGGCUGUGGCUGUAAACUACUGUCGCCUAGAGAAUAUUCUGGUGAUUUAAAUGUUAAUUUUACAGCACUAUAGGCACUUAUGGAAAGAUUUUCCAUAAAGGAUUCAGUAUAACUGUAGAUAACCACACACUAAGCCCAUUAGACUAAGGGAUUGUUGUCAUUCUAGCUCAACUUAUUGAAGAAAAUAACUGACAUUAUGUAGAUGAAAAACAGGAAGCAAACAUUGGAGAGACAUAAUUAUAAAUAUACAUCAAAUAUAUUAUUGUACAGAACUUCUAAGUGAUGUGCUGGAGGAGAUUAGGAGUUGCUGACUGCUUCUUGUGGUGGAUAAGAAACACUUCACCAUAAAGAGCCACCAAGAAAUCCCAGACAGGAAUCAAAAGAUUUCCUUCUGUGGCAAAAAGGAAUACACUUGUGUUCCUAAGGAAAUUAUUUCCUUCUGUUGUCUGUUGUUUUGUUUUGUUUUGUUUUCCCCUCUUUUUAACCCAUCAUUAUCUUCUAUGUGUCCAUUUCACCAAGUCACAGAAACUCCACCCAGAAUUGAUUUCUCACAGCAAAACCCAGAUAACUUGUCUAGUUUCAAUGUUACUAUACCAAGAGACAAUCUGUGUUUUAGGGGAGGAAUAACUUUCCCAAACACAAGAAACAAACAAACAAAAAAAAAGAAAUAAAUAAGCAAAGAAAUGAACAAACCAAAAAAAAAGACACAAAAAAAGCGUAACUUUCUUGUGGAUAAAAUUAGACAUAGGCUCCACAAUGUGUAACUUAAAGAUCUAAUUUAUGAGUAAAAUGUGUGUGUAAAAUGUUGUGAUAUAAGCUUCUGGAAAACAAAAAAACAAAAACAAAAACAAACACAAAAACAAAAACAAAAACAAAACAAAAAAAAAAACAACAACAAAUGUUCCAAUUGGUGAGGAUUUAACUGGAUGUUGAGACAUAGUCUCUCUAUGUGCCCAGCAGGUAUAAGUAGCUUUGUAACUGUAUAUUUAAUUUCACUGAUUUCAGCCUAUUGAAAUCAUAUUUGAUUUUAGUUUGUUGAAGAGCUUCACUUUUAAACUCAGAACUUAACAAAAUUGCAAAAUAGAGGAUGGCAGGUGUUUUCUUUUUUUUUCCUUGUUUAUAUUUUUCAGUACUAUUUAGAGAGAUUUGUGGUACACUGGUUUCCAGUCCCAUUCGAAUCCUGAAAAAGCAAUGUGAAUCCUUUGGAAACUGACACACAGUAGCUGUAACUUAACAUUCUUUAGAGACAACCGAAUGGCCACUUGGACUGAGAGAUAGAUUAGGACUACCUAUAGUUAUUAACAUCCAUUUCUUUAAUGAACAAUAGAUAAAGGAGACAAAGCAAAGUCAUUUCGCAGGAAUUUAUGAGUUUGGGUUAAAUGUUUGGAAGCUUAUUCGAAUCUCAUCGUGAAUAUGUCAUGAAUCCGUAUCAUGCAUAUUUGUAAAGACCAAAAGAAUGCAAAUCUAGAACUACAAAAUUCCCAUGGCAUUUCCAAAUUUUUUAUCGCAAAAUGUCCAAUGGAUAGAUACUGCCAAAUUUUCAAUGACCCCAUCAUGACAAGUAUUUUCCCCUCUAAGCUUAGAAAAUAUAACAAAUUUAAUCUGUUAGCCAGAGGUACAAAUCUAACUUGGGGUAUUAUGACUUUUAAGGGAUGUUGAGAACUUAGCACUCAGAGAACCAUGAAAAUAAUUUAAAUGAUGGAAAAACUGAGACCUAACAGAACACUGAAAAGAACUAGGACUAAAAGAAAAUUAUGAAAUAACAUAUCAGAUAUGGAUAAUUGCCCCACAUCACCAAAGAAGAGAAUAAAGAAGUGAUCUUUACCUUAAGCAGGUGUUUGUCAUAUAUAUACAUAUAUACAUACAUAUAUAUAUAUAUGCACAUAUAUGUGAAACCUGACGAUGUAGGAUUAUUUCAUGUGCAAUCAAGAGAAGCUAUUUAAUCUCCAUCCCUGAAUCUUUAAAAAUUUGGAUACUCACCCCUCUAGAGGUAUAGGGAUGGGUUACAUGAACUCUGAAGAUCAUUGACAGUUCUCAGAUCCUAUGAAUGGAUUUAGGGGUUAGAGAAAGGGUACAUUUUGGGUUGGUUUAGACAGGUUCUGACCUGUUAUUUCAUUGGUGGGCUAACUCCCUAAUGCAGAUCCACAACUCGUCUAUAACAGAUUUGCAGUUGUCUGGAGCACUGAGAAGCUGAUUUGCCCAGAGUCAUAGCCGGUACGAGUCAGUUGCAGGACUUGACCCGGAGUUCUCCUGACUGCAGAACUGGCCCCCCCUGUACUCUAGUUCCCACUGCCUGUCUAGAUUAGUGUGUGUGUCAAUAACUAGACACCCCAACCUUGUUAUUGGAACAGGGUAUGUUGAAGCUGGAGGCAGACUUGUGAGUCCAGGUAUUCCACCCAAUGCAUUCUUGGACCAGGAUUCUAUUCCAUCGGGCAUUUUUGACUUACAUAUUUCAGGACUUCAUUGCCAGUGAGAACUUUCUAAUACCAUCAAUUGUUUCUUGAAACCAAUAGAAGCACAGAUCAGGAAAGCCAUCCAUGGGGAUAUUAUCAAUGUGAGAGUAAUUUAACCCUGGCUCUCACUUUACCAAUAAAUAAAAUGGUUCCCACUUUAGGAGGGAGAACUAUUUAUUAAAAAAUAAAACACUAAAUAUUGAUAUAUCUUUAAAUUUUAUAUUCAAAUUGACCCACCCACCAAAAGAAUCAAACAUGAUAGGUCUUUCUAGAAUAAGUUAUUCCCAAUGUUUGACAACAUUCAUCUGAAAUAAAUUUAAUAAUAAAUUACUUUAUUCCUCCAGUAAUACACAGCCAAUAGGGAACAUUCCUAAGACUGUGCCUAUCCAUUAGACAUCUUAUACCAAGAAUGUACACAUCCUUGAAACAUUUUUUUUUGCAAUUUCAGCAAAUGCUGUGUCAGUGUCUUAAGAACUAAUACCAGUAGACUUCUACAUGAUGUAUAACUAUUAUCUAAGAUCUAGAAGCAAUUUAGUCAGUGCACAAAGUGUACAUUUUUGUGUAUUCUUAUUUAGUCACUUGACAUUUUACUUUUAAUUAUGUGAAUUUGUGGAGCUAAAAACAAUUGUAUCUAUGUUAUAAUGGUAGCUAAUUGAUUAACUUUGUUAUUGUGUAUAGUGGUAACAAUUAAAAGAGAAAACCUUGCCUUCAUAAACAAACAUUUGCCACACUAUAUUUAAAAUGGUAAAAGAGAUGCAAAAUCCACCAAUUUCUGUUUCUAAAUUAUUCUUAAAAAGGAAAACUAUCCUGCCUUACAUUUGAAGAAAUUGAUUGGUUUCAACUCAUGCAGAUUUUAACCUAAGUUGUUUUCAUUAAGUUAAGGGUGCAUACAUGUUUAUUUAGGUGUAUAUGCACAUAUACCAUACUGCUCAUAUUUUUUCUUUAAAUUUAUUCAAGCUUAACCAAACUUUUACUUUCAAGUAAAGAUGUUAUUUUGUAACUUUUUUCUACUUUUUUCUUGCAUAAGAAAAAUUUUUUAACAUUUUUCAUCAGGAUGGUUCUAAGCCCAACACUAAUUCUUUUUAGACAAAAAUAUAUUUCAAUUUCAGGCUAGCACAAGUGGUUCAGAAAACAUGAAAGCAAGAGCAGUUCAAAACCUGGGCGGGAAUGUUAAUUACAUUAUGUGCCAAUGACUACAUCGGAGGAUUUUGGUAUGACAGUAUCAAAAGGGGUUUCUCAUUUACAAUAGUUUUUUGUAUGCUAACCAUCAAUUGAUUCAUAGUAAGUAUAAAAUUAAAACAAAAUCUGACAACCAACAUUUGCCAGCACAAACAGUAUCAGUUAAAUAUGUGUGUGCAAAAAUACAUGUUAAAACAAUGAUUUGAAGGCAAAGAAUUUACAUGGUAACUUACAAAAAUGUUGUGUGUGAAUUAUGUUAUAUCUAAAUAUAUUUGGAAAACUUUAAAAUAUAUAUAUUUAUGUUUGUAUUUUGGGCAAAUUAUUUGUGAUAUCUUACAGGAUCUGAAAGCGAACAGUUUGUGUAUUUAAGCAGCUCUAACCACACGUUGGAAGUAAGCAAGAUGGAUACUGUAUGGCCUACGCUAGCAGUGUAAAGUCCCGAAGUAACUCUGUAGUAGUAGUUCUAUUUCAGGUUCUGUAUAGCAUGAUGUCUUAUAAUUAAUAUGAUUAUUAAUAAACUCAUUCCAUAAA